Messenger RNA from Closterium sp. NIES-65, 657 nucleotides. Lineage: Eukaryota; Viridiplantae; Streptophyta; Zygnematophyceae; Desmidiales; Closteriaceae. The record is from the annotation of a GenBank genome assembly.
AUGCCUCCGAAGAACUCGCGUGCUAAGCCCGUGGUUGAUGCUCCUGCUGGUGGGAGUGAUCCUACAGGCAAGACAUCGCCAAGCAAGGGAAAGGAGAUUGUUGAUAAUCUUCCGUCGGAAGUAGAGGUGACGGCUGGCAGCUCCGGACUUCCUCUUGAAGAGAAGCUGAAGGCGCUGGCGACGGUGGUCUCGGAUGAUUCCUUCAUCGAAGAUGAUUCGGAUGAGGAGCUCGACAAUGACGCGACUAAGAGCUCUUACUCGCAUCUGCGUUUCACGGCGAUCCUGCUCUUCUCGGUUAUCCCCUCUCGGGAGGUUGCUUCGGAGCUGCUUCCUGCCUUCGUCGCCAAGACCCGCUACAGUCGGCUUCAGGUUUCAUUCCUGCACGAAUCGGACGCGGUGAACAUCAAGCAGACUACGGUGGAGCAUAAGCGUCAGAACGGCACGACGCUCCACUGUUUCUGGCUGCAUCAGGAAGAUGCGGUUUACCUUCGCAAGAAGGCUUUGAGCCCGCAGCUGCUUGAGGUUUUCUUCAAGAACGUACGUGCUGACAUCCCGCCGGAGUUGGUUAAGGAGAUCAUGGUGGCUCACUCGCUCAAGAUCCGGAAGCAGUCUGCCUUCGCCGAAGGCCAUUGCUUCCACCGUGUCCUGCGGAGCUGA